CAAACCAAGGCUAGUAGGCUACGGACUUUGUUCGGUAGCCUGCUUGCUACUUGCUAAUCAGUAGGCGAUGUACCACAUUAUUGUUUUCCAAAAAACAAAUGAAGUUGAGGUGGCUGCAGUGAAGUGGGUUGAGGAAAGAAGCAUGUGGCCUUCAGCAGCUGCAGGCUGCGUCACAACGACCUUCACAUCCAAUGAUUACCAUGAGACAAGGUGGAAACGUCCUGCAGCCGUGAGAAGCAGCGACGCUGGAACAGAUGAUGAUUCUCCAAUCAAACACAAAAGAAGAAAAAGCUCUGCUCCAUCACCAUCAAGCUAUCAUAGCUCUGCUCCAUCACCAUCGAGCCACCAUAGCUCUGCUCCAUCACCAUCGAGCCACCACCCUUCUACACCAUCUCCAGUGACGCAGCAUAACUCUCCACCGUCUCCAGGAAUCCUCCGUUGUUCUUCCCGUCUUCAUCUCUCACUCCUCAAAAAUAUUUUAAUAAACCAGGAAGUUAUGAUGGAUCAGAUUAAAAUAAUUUACAAAACAAUCCAAGGACUAGAAACUCCAUCUGAAGAUGAGUUCUUACUUUCCUCUUUCCCUCUAAACGAUCAACAAUCUGUUGAACAGAUGGAAGCUGAACUUCAUGACAACCCUGAACUUCACAAGCAUCUGAUCACAGCUCUGGCUUUAAAGGGUGGAGGAUCACUGACUGAGUGUGUUGGAAGGAUUAUGGCAGCGCUCUUCACACACUCACUCAGCAAGCAGAUUAACUGGCGCGGUGUGAACGGGAAGAUCGGAUUCCAGCAUCUUCAAAUUAAAAAACUUGUGACUGUGGCUGUGCGGCGCAAUCGGCUCACCUCAGCGGCGACUGACAAGGAGAUCGAUGUGAGAAUCACCAAAUGGCUGCAGAACGCCGCCGAUCGCAACGGAGGGAGAAACGAAAGGAGGAAAAGAAGGAAAGUCUGAGCGUCCAGCAUGGAGGAGACUUUAAGGUCUAUACAUAUACAACAGUGUGUGUGUAUAUAUAUAUAUAUAUAUAUAUAUAUAUAUAUGUAUAUGUAAAUCAUAAAUUAUAUACUGUAUAUAUAGUUUGGUGGCACAUGGGCCCCAUCUGGUAAACCAGCCCUGCUCCAUGGGGGCCCAUCGUUCAUUGCACCAUGAGGACCAGAUGUUAGUACCAGCUGGGGGCCACAUCCGGCCCAGAACCCUUUAGCUAUGUGGGGUCAGGAAGAAGGGGUCGUGGCUGAACUCUGGCCUUUGACCUCUGAAUGGUUGAUGCAUUUUAAAACCUAAAGAUGAAAUAAAAAGCAACAUGUUUCUGUAUAUAUGACCACAAUUCUCUCCAGAGUUAAAAUCAACAACAGUUUAAUGAAUGUUUGCUUCAUCCUUCUUCAUCUAACAGGGAUGAUGGCGCCACCUGGUGGCCAUAGACAUCAUAUCAUUUCCACCACUGAGGUGUUUUUAUUUUCUACUGUCCAAACUUUAGUCAGUUAAAUUAAAAAAUGGAUUUAUGUGAAUCAACACCUGGAGGAGAAUAAAUACUGGAAAAAACUUGUGGAAACAUAUUUAACAAUUUAACAAAUGUUUAUAUUUUUUAUUUUAAUCUUUUAUUUUCAUUACAGUGAUAAACUCUGUUCCCAUUUCAUGUCUUUGUCUCAGCGUGUUGGAAAUUUUGUUCUGUUUUACAACCAAACGCCUGGAAAUCUCUAAGUUUUUGAUUUGUUGUUUUCAGUGAAGUGUUGUAGUUUGUUGUAGUUUUGGAUGUUUGGGAGUUUUUCCAUGCACUAAACCUUCAGACUGAAGAGCUGCAGAGACAAUCCUGAUUGUUUAAUGAUAUGAUUAAAGACAUUCUGGAGAAAUAAUAUUAACAUUUCCACUGAAACAAACUGUGUUGUUUGCCAAGAUCUGAGCAGUAACCAUUUUUCACUUAUUGAAAUAUUUUUAACCUGAAGGAUCCAAAUAGAUCAAAUAUAAAUCCUCCUUUCACAACAUUUGACAUAUUAAACUCUCCAUCAGUAGAUCAUACACA
Molecule: messenger RNA, 2012 nt
Organism: Xiphophorus couchianus (Monterrey platyfish)
Lineage: Eukaryota; Metazoa; Chordata; Actinopteri; Cyprinodontiformes; Poeciliidae
Exons: 7
Coding region: 68-949 (293 amino acids)
Source: RefSeq, a predicted model, not a curated record